AUGGUAUCCACGAGAAGUAGACCAGCCGAAGUACCCACCAGACCCCCUAUAGUGGAAGUGGGAGACGCCGGUCCCUCAUCCGACAUAUCUCGCAUCCUAGAGGCUCAAGCUAGGAUGCAGCAAGAGUUCGCAGAGUACAAGAAAAGGAAUGCAGAUGAAAUAGAAGCACUUAGGCAAGAGAAUGCCCGACUUAAGAGGAGGAUUGAAGCAGGGAAGGCCAUGGAAGAGCCUGAGAUCGCCCCCUGCAGGGCAGACCUCCCACCUGUCACAGAAGAGGAAAGCGAAUACAAACCCACGGGUCACACUACCGGGGGUAACUACAACCCUUUCGCUUCUAGAAGAAACCGUAGGCACCCGUUCGUCGACGGGAUCGUAGAAACACCACUCCCUCAAAAGUGGAAGGCUCCAACUGUGACCUACGACGGUACCACUGACCCGGAUGAGUUCAUAUCCAUUUACACCAACCAAGUCGCCCUUUACUCGACUGACGACGCCGUGAUGUGCAAGUCCUUCUCUGUUGCGCUCAGAGGAUCGGCAUUGGAGUGGUUCAUGAGUCUACAGCCCUACACCAUAGAUUCCUUCAGCACCCUUACCACCUCUUUCACCACCCAGUUCGACACCAGCCGUCGACACGACCUCACAUCCCUGUCACUCCUGAACCUAAGACAAGAAGAAGGAGAGUCCCUUCGCACCUUCAUUGACAGAUUCGGCGUAAUCGCCAUGAAGAUCAAGGACCUCACCCCGAACCUGAUAUUACACUAUAUGGUGAUGGCACUAAAACCAGGACCAUUUGCUGACGAACUGGCCAUGCGCCCGCCUCUAGGAAUGCAAGAACUUCGAAAAAGAGCGUCAAUGUUCAUCAGAGUCGAGGAGAUGCGACAUUACCAAGACAGGGUCCGGAACACCCCAACCCACCCGGAGGUUAAAAGGGGCGGUAGAGAGCCUGGAGGUCGGGACCAAAACCGCCCUCGAGACAGAAAACAAGCCAGAUUCUCCAACUACGCCCCCCUUAAUGCCCCCAAAUCCCGUAUCCUUGACGAAGUAUUGCAAGCUGAACUCAUCGCUCCACCUAAGAGAUUCCAAAACCCGCCAAACGCCGACCUAAGCAAAUACUGCCACUACCACCGCAACAACGGACACACCACUGAGGAGUGUGAGACGCUUCGGGAUAAGAUAGAAGAACUUGUACGGGCCGGACACUUACGGCACUAUGUCAGAAACAUAACUGAAGGAAAUCCCAGGACCCAACCCGAGAGAUGCCCACAAAGGAACAUUCCACGAAGGGAGGAUGCGAGAAACGAACCCAGAGAAUCCAGACAAGAAACUAGGAGAGGCACAAACUCUGAACGAAGGAGGGAGGAACCACCUCGAGGGGAAAGGCGCCCAGAAGAAAGACCCCCCUUGAGAGGGACGAUAAACACCAUAUCAGGAGGUUUUGCUGUGGGCGGAUGUUCCUCUUCUUCCCGGAAAAAGCAUCUGAGGGCAGUCCGGUCUGUCCACGCCAUCUGCAAGGGACCCAGAAGAAGAAUGCCACCAAUCACUUUCAGCGACUCGGACUUCCAAGGAGUCGACCCCAACCAAGAUGACCCUGUGGUCAUAACCAUAGAACUUGAAAACUUCGCCGUGAAAAAGGUGCUAAUCGACCAAGGAAGCUCAGUAGAUAUCAUAUAUUGGAAAACUUUCCAACAGCUCCAGAUCCCCGCAGAAGAACUGAUCCCAUACGACGAACCCAUAUACGGAUUCUCUGGCGAAAGGGUGCCAACCCGAGGGUAUGUGGACCUUUACACCACCUUCGGAGAAGGGAGACAAACUAGAACGAUCCAAGUUCGAUACCUCAUAGUGGAUGCCCACACUUCAUACAACAUGCUACUAGGACGACCCUCCCUCAACUCAUUGGGAGCCGUGGUCUCUACGCCGCACCUCGCCCUAAAGUUCCCCUCAGCCUCUGGAGACAUCAUAACCGUCCACGGCGAUCAAAAAGCAGCCAGAGAAUGUUAUAUGGCCAGUUUGAAGCUCCCAUACCCCCCCUCACCACCAACAACGUCGAGAAAACACAAAUCGCGAUCGCCAUCCAAGCAGAAGAUCUCGACCCCCGGCUUAACAAUGAAGCAAGAAUCGAGCCAGUAG
Molecule: messenger RNA, 2127 nt
Organism: Vigna unguiculata (cowpea)
Lineage: Eukaryota; Viridiplantae; Streptophyta; Magnoliopsida; Fabales; Fabaceae
Biological process (GO): DNA integration
Molecular function (GO): nucleic acid binding; RNA-DNA hybrid ribonuclease activity
Source: RefSeq, a predicted model, not a curated record